UUAAUGUCACUCAAUCGAAUUUUCUCUUUACAUAAAAUAUUAUUAUAAAUUGUGGCAAAAGUAAUCAAAGUAAACUAUUGUCAAUUUUUGUAAUAUUAAAUUACUAUGGUAAUUAAACUUUAGAUUAACUUCUCGCAAUGAGAAAAUCAAAUGGAAAUUACUCGGAUAGUAAAACAACGGCUUCUACGGAACUUCCGGGAAACUCGGAAUGAGACUCUAGAGAUUGAUUUAUUGCGUCGUAUCUAUUUAUACUACGGUAAAGAUUACAUCGAUAACCAACUUGUUUCAACUUAUUUUUAUACAUAUACUCGUGAUGAUACAUUGAUACGUAAAUAAGAGGAAAGAAACCAUACAAUACACCGAAUCGCAUUCCUCUCUCAAUGUUACGUAAAUAAGCAAUUUUAUCGUUCCAACGCAUUCUUAGAUUAAAACACUAACAAAAAAAAAAAGAAAAGAACAACAUCCGGAUCUUAAUCGAUUCAGCAGGCCUGUUGCUCCGACCGGCUUGAAAUUUUAAACGCUGCUAUUAAAUUCGAACCUUACGUGGUUGUGUACAAGUAUCCCGUCGAUCCCGAUGCUGCGAAGCCCACGCUUAAACUUUAAGCACGAACGGGUAAUGCAACCGGACGGGGUAAUGGGUUAAACGCGGCCGAGUACUCUCUCUCAUAUAUAUAUCUCUCUCUCUCUCUUUCUCUAUGCAGCUGCGGCCCUUUAUCGGCCACCACCGAGACGCCUCGAUCGAUAGCGCGCGAAUAUGCAAUACGCAAAAAGCAACGCGCUCGAGUCUCGGUAAGCUCGGUAGCGGCAUAAAAUUGUACGCGUCGUCGUGAUGUCCGCAGGACGAGGUGAGAAUAAUAUGCGCUCGCGAAUUGCGCGCGAGGGUGCGCGAGCCGGAAGGGGAUCGAGCUUGCCACAGCAGUGACCUGUGAGCUCGCAGGCGGUACGUACGUUCGAUGUGUCGUGAAAGAGCUCGUGUCAACGGCGACGAUCUCGCGGUCGCAGUUUUUUGGACGAACGACGGCUUCUCGUGAGUAAUCGGGUUAGUUCCUGCCAGCCGAGUCUCCUGGGUAGCCUCGCUUCUUGGUCGUCUCUUCAAUCGUCGCGUCCACGUCUUCGUUGGGCGCGCGAAAGAGCUCGAGUUUGAAGAGGACUUUGAAUUUCAAAACGAUCAGCCCUUCCUAUCAGCGAACAUCACUGUUCUUUUUCGAGGAUACGUACAAGGGAUACAUCGUGCGCUGAGACGUCGCAAUAUCCGUAGAUAUCGUUGAAUCACGUAGACACUAAACCGAUAUCAAAAUGGGUUGUUUCGGAAGCAAAGACAAGUUGAGCAAAGAAGAUAUGGACUUCCUCAAGUCGCAUACGCGAUACGACGAAGCGACUAUAAAGGAAUGGUACAAAGGUUUUAAACAAGACUGUCCUAAUGGCAGAUUAACGCCGGCGAAAUUUGUCGACAUGUACAAAAUGUUCUUCCCGUCCGGUAACGCGGAAGAAUUCUGCGAUCACGUGUUCCGCACAUUCGACAUGGACAAGAAUGGCUACAUCGACUUUAAGGAAUUCCUAUUGGCGAUCGACGUAACGUCCAGCGGCACGCCGGAAGAAAAACUGAAAUGGGCGUUCCGCAUGUACGACGUUGACGGCAACGGCGUUAUCGAUAUGCAGGAAAUGACGAAGAUCGUCCAGGCGAUAUACGACAUGCUCGGCGCGUGUUCGAGCAAUAGGCCGGCAGACAGCGCAGAGGAAAGAGCGAAGAACAUAUUCGCGAAGAUGGACGAGAACAACGAUGGACAGCUGACACAGGAAGAAUUUCUGAAGGGUUGCCUCCAGGAUGAGGAGCUAUCGAAGAUGCUCGCUCCUUAAUCCCGACGUCGCCGCACUUCCGCACGAGCCGUCGACGCGCGAUAAAAGACACCACGCCCCACACCGACUCCCUCAUAGAACUCGACGGAAACGUCAAAACGCCGGCAACAAUAAGGCCACCACCGAAACGGACACUCGCGAACAUACACGCAUCAUUUACACGCAACACGUAUCAACGACAAUUUCCUAUUAACUAUGACGUACGCUAUUAUUGUGACGGUUCGAUAACCAGGCCGUCGCUCGUGCCCGACGGGGAGGGCACAAGCUAUGAUAACGGACGACGAUUGAGGAUGAUAGAUAAACGAGGAGGAACAGCGAUUCAAAUCGAAUCACUGUCCUGAUCCUCGUGGGAACAAGACUUGAAAGAGGAAAAAUUUCACGAGAGACGAUCGCAAUGGCACACCGCUCGCCCAGAUAUUCGCACGGUUGACUGCAGGACAGCACAACGGUGAUGUGUAAAUGAUCCUAGGAAU
Molecule: messenger RNA, 2330 nt
Organism: Acromyrmex echinatior (Panamanian leafcutter ant)
Lineage: Eukaryota; Metazoa; Arthropoda; Insecta; Hymenoptera; Formicidae
Product: neuronal calcium sensor 2
Molecular function (GO): calcium ion binding
Source: RefSeq, a predicted model, not a curated record